Molecule: messenger RNA, 3675 nt
Organism: Adineta ricciae
Lineage: Eukaryota; Metazoa; Rotifera; Eurotatoria; Adinetida; Adinetidae
Source: the annotation of a GenBank genome assembly
AUGUCAAAGAACGGAACAAAAAGAAGGAACGAAUCAAAAGCAAUGGCCGAAUCACCUUUAUCGGAUACAUUAGACGAAUUUUUAGCUGAUGACGAUGAUGAUGAUGAUGAGAACUCACCUUCAGAAGAAGACAAUGAACAAGAAACUCUCGUGGCAAAUCUUUCACCAACAAAUGGAUUAAAACUUAAAAUACAGAAACGUAAAUUGGACCCAUCAUCUGAUAAUAAAGAACAAAAGAAAAAGAAGAAGAAAAAAUCGAAAUCACAGCCAAGUUAUAUGCGUCGAAAUAUUCGAACUUUGUUCACCAAUGAUAAACUACAGGAUGAUACAUUAUCCGCAUUGAAAGCUGAACAAGACCGUUUGAAACGCUUAGAAGAAAUCAAUCAACAAUUUCAACCUGCUUACAGUUACGUACCAACACAAUCAGUUCAGCCAUCUACCAUACCAAAAUCCAAUGAACAAGAAUGCAUUAUUAUCGAUGAUGACGAUGAUGAUGAUGAUGAAACAAAAAGUUCUUCAAUAAAACAGAAUUUUGGUUCAGAGGAAAAUCCAUCGAUAAAGGAUACCAAUGAAAAUAGCAAUGAUUCAGAUGUUCAGUAUGUUGAUAGUGAUACCGAAACAGUCAAUGAUAAAUUAACACAGAAAUUACAACGAUUGCACCUUGAUGAUCGAGUUAAUGUACCAGAUGAGAAUGGCAAUAUUCUGGUCAAUGUCAACCAUCCCAGCGAUGAUCCUGAUUUGUACAUACCAAAACAUCUUUGUUCCGAUCUCAAACCACAUCAAAUCGGUGGUAUACGUUUUAUGUAUGAUAACAUCGUUGAAUCUCUUAAACGCUUUCAAGCGACACGUGGUCUUGGUUGUAUCCUUGCACAUUCCAUGGGUUGUGGAAAAACUCUCCAAGUUAUAACAUUUAUUGACAUUCUCUUGCAAUAUACAACAGCCAAAUCAGUUCUAAUUGUUGUGCCGAUAAAUACAAUACAGAACUGGUUGAGUGAAUUCAAUCGUUGGUGUCCGAUCGACGAUUCGAAUCUUGAAUACAGACGCUUAUUUCAGUUGUAUAUAUUGAAUGAAACAUCGAAAAAGAUUACUCAACGGGCUAAAAUCGUACAAAAUUGGUCACAAACUGGUGGAGCCCUUAUUCUUGGAUAUGAAAUGUUUCGAUUGUUGGUAACGAAGAAGAAUACUCAAACGAAUUCGUCCACAAAAAAUAACAAUAUAAAUAAAUCAACUCUAAUACGACCGACAACGCCUGUUAUCGUCGAUCUCGAAGAAGAAGAAAAGAAUUGCGAAGUCAUGGAAUAUGUUCGUAAUGCUUUACUUUCACCAGACCUAGUCAUUUGUGACGAAGGACAUCGAAUUAAAAACCAUCAAGCAGGUGUUGCGGUUGCUUUGAAAUCAAUUCGUACACCUCGUCGGAUUGUUCUCACUGGUUAUCCACUACAAAACAAUCUCAUCGAAUACUGGUGUAUGGUCGAUUUCGUUCGUCCGAAUUAUCUUGGUAGUAAAUUAGAAUUUUGUAAUAUGUUCGAACGUCCUAUUCUCAACGGUCAAUGUAUUGACUCAACACUCGAAGAUCGAAAAUUGAUGCGUGCACGUGCACAUGUCUUACACAGUUUACUCGAAGGUUUCAUUCAAAGGCGUGGCCAUGAUGUACUUCAAUGUGAUCUGCCACCCAAAACAGAAUACGUUAUUUUAUUAAAACUAUCCUCCGUUCAAAGACAGCUUUAUAUGAAAUUCCUUGAAGCUGUCGGUGCGUUAUCGAAUUCUUCAGAGAAAACGUUAAAUCCAUUACGAGCAUUUGCCAUUUGUUGCAAAAUUUGGAACCAUGCUGACGUUCUGUAUAAGUUCGUUCGCGAUCGUCAGGAUGGUUUAGAAGUCGAUUUAGAUCUUGAAAUCGAACCGAAUUCAACAAGCAAGACGACAACAGCGACGAAAACACGAUCGAAUGCGCGCUUAACUGCAAACAAUCGAUCAUCAUCGCAAAUAUCGAAUCCUUACGAACUGCCAGCAACGAUCUAUCCAAUUGAAAAAAAAGAAUUUGAUUAUGACUUUGCAAAUCCAAUUUUAAGUUCAUACGUUUGUGGUCAAUUGAGCAAUGGGAUUAAAUUUCAAGUGGCUCUGACUAUACUAAAUUUGUGUAUAGAAGUUGGAGAUAAAGUUUUGAUAUUUAGUCAAAGUUUAUUGUCAUUGAAUAAACUCGAAGAAUUCCUUAGUCAACGUUACAUACCAAAUACAGAUCAGAAAUGGGAAAAGAAUGUGAACUAUUAUCGACUUGAUGGCGGAACAAACAGUUUAGAUCGAGAGAAAUUGAUCAAUGCAUUCAACGCACCAAAUUCAAAUGCAAAACUAUUUCUAUUGUCUACUCGUGCGGGUUGUCUGGGAAUAAAUUUAAUCGCAGCCAAUCGUGUAAUUGUUAUGGAUGUCUCAUGGAAUCCUUGUCUGGAUGCACAGGCCGUGUGUCGAGUGUAUCGCUACGGACAAAAACGACAUUGCUACAUAUAUAGAUUAAUCGCGGAUUUCACGAUGGAAAAACGUAUUUAUGAUCGUCAGAUAGCAAAACAGGGUAUGUCGGAUCGUGUUGUGGAUGAACUGCAACCACAGAAUCAAUUCACAAGGAACGAAGUCGAGAACUUGCUUCAUUUUGCGGCCGAAGAAGAACCACCAGCUGCAGAUUUGAUCGAGAAAGUCGGCGAAACAACUGAUGACCCAAUCCUGAAAACUACAUGUAUAGAAUACGCACAAUCGAUAACCAAGAUUCCAUUUACUCAUGAGUCCCUUCUAUGUGAUCGUAAAGAAUAUCAAUUAACAUCAGCAGAAAAGCGUCGUGCCGAGAAAGAAUAUCACGAUGAAAAACGAAUGAGUGCUUUUUCAUAUCGUUCCAGGCUUCAUCCAUCAAGAUCAAAUUCUCGCUUUUUGAAUGAGUACGAAUCACGUUCGUACUUUCACUCUUCGCCAUCGACAUCUUCUCUGGAUUCUCGUUAUCCGCUGUAUCAACCAUUACGAUCUACAGUCUCGAUGACACCAUUACCUCAUUACGUACAACAGCAAUCGACCGAUGAGAAGUUGGAACAAUUAAAGCAACAUGGGAUAUCUGUGCAACCAAUCGUUUUGAGAAAUCCAUUGGAAGUCCAACUGAGUACGAUCGAACGUGAACAUAUUCCAGCUGGUGUACGUAUUCAUGUAAUCAAAGGUUCUCGAGGUUCAUAUAUCCGAACACCGGAUGGAAAAUUCUUUGCCAUUCGUCAACCCCCAUCAACGCCAUCUGAAAAUGGACCCAAACCGUCCCAAAUGGCACCACCAUCACUUCAUCCAUCGCUGCCAACUAAUUCAAUGAAUCGAUAUCUACUUAAUCCAUCUUCUAUGACGCCUUCAACACCGUCCUUUAUGAAUGAUUUAAUUGAUCUAAAUGAUGAAAUCGAUUUACUAAUUGAUGAUACACCACCAAAUUCGACUUCUACCUCAUUUCCUUCUGUUCCUCCUUCGUCUGCUCAAUCAUCGUCGACUUCGGCUUUCGAAGAUCUGUCCUCUUGGCAUAACGAUUACUUCCAACAAAAUAAUUUUUACCCCGACUUCUUUCCCAAUAAUUCCAAUCUAUCCACAUUAUCACCAUCAGCAAAUAUUGAAACUGAUAACAGUACGAAUAAUUAUUCAUCAAAUGCAUUGACAUUCAUGUAA